AUGAGCGGAGGCGGCGCCCUGCAGCAACGCACCACCUACCUCAUCUCCCUCACCCUGGUCAAGGUAGAGGCUGUGGAGGAGAAUGGAGGGGAGGCCAAGAACAGCACCCAGGGGAAGGAGGUGGAGGCCGGGCCAGGAGGAAGGGCAGGAGUGGAGGCGGAAGGAGAAGUACCUGCACGGGCUGAGAAUGGAGCUGGAGCACAUUGCGCUGAGGAUGCUGCUAUAAUGAAAGGGAGCAAGUUAACUGAUGAACUCAAAGAUGGAGAAAGAAAACCCCUCAGCCAUCUGAAAGAUAAACCGCCCUCCACUGUCGAUGUCCCGAGAAAAGAGAGUGAAAAGCCACCGUGCAACCUCUCAAUCCCCUUACCUGCUGAGAGAGUGACAGUUCAGAAGACAAAGUCUGCAGAGAUAGACCUAACCCCAGUUGAGAAGACCCUUUCCAACCCAGAGGCAAUCCAAUGCAGGUCCCCAUCACUGACCACAACACCACCAACAGAGGUGGUCGAGCCCAACCGCACCCCAACCAGGACCAGCCUCCCUAUCCGUCCGGUGGGACAGAGGCCUGUGAGUCUGCUGAAGUCUCACAGCAAUGUGGCCACCCGUGGUCGCGAGCCCAGGGAUGGUAGAGAGCGCAGCCCUACCUCAGCACAAAGCCUGGAUCGGAAGGACUGCCGCAUGCCAACACGCUCACCAGGGCCUUGUAGGGCCUCAUGGGCAGAAGCAAGCAGACCUGAAGGAUGGAGGGACCUGCGGGAUGAAGCUCCAGCUGGAAUACCUCUAGAGAUUGGAGGUGGCAUGACUGCAGUGAUGAGAGACAUCCCCAGGAAGGAGAGACUAAAGACAGGUUCGGCCUCCCUACCUGCGCCUGCUACCCAGGCCCCCAAACCAGGACGCAAAGGUAAAAGCCGCACGCUGGAUAACAGUGACCUGAACAGCCUCUCUGAAGACCUGGGGCUGGCUAGGGAGGCCCAGCAGGCACAACAGGGCCAGCGAGGCUCCGCUAAAGACAGGAAGAUGCUCAAGUUCAUCAGUGGCAUUUUCACAAAGAGCAGUUCAGGGGCAGCGGGGUCAUCCUCCACAGCACCUCCUGUCUAUAUACAGAGAGACUCCAGUGAGGAGGAAGUAAAUAUUGCCCACAGCCAGGAGUGGACACUGAGCAGAUCCAUCCCAGAGCUGAGACUGGGCAUUCUGGGUAGUCUAAAAAGUGGCAAGUCAGCGCUGGUGAACAAAUACAUCACAGGCAGUUAUGUUGCACUUGAGAAGCCUGAUGGUGGCAGAUAUAAAAAGGAAGUGCUGGUGGACGGACAGAGUCAUUUGCUACUGAUCCGGGAGGAAGCUGGCCCACCGGAUGCACAGUUCACCAGCUGGGUUGACGCAGUGAUCUUGGUCUUCAGCCUGGAGAACGAAGCCAGCUUCCAGGAGCUUUACCAGCUCUACAGCCAGCUGAAUGCACACCGCACAGAUAUCCCAGUCAUAGUGGUCGGCACCCAAGAUAAAAUAAGUAGCACCAACCCCCGUGUGAUCGAGGAUCAGAGAGCCAGACAGCUGUGUAUUGAUGUGCGUCACUCACUCUUUUACGAGACCUGCGCCACCUACGGGUUCAAUGUUGACCGAGUCUUUUCAGAGGCUGCCCAGAAGAUUGUAGCUCAGAAGAAGCAGGCGGCGCUGCAGGCCUGCAAGUCUCUUCCAAACUCUCCUAGUCACUCUGGAGGCUCCACACCUGGAUCAGCAUCGUUCCCUGGCCAGGCCAGUAAUGGCCCAAGUAGUGGCUACGUCUACUCCCUCCCCUCCACCCCUGUGGUCAGUCACAGAGAACUGCGGGUUGCACAGGGAGAGGGGGGAGGCAGCGUCAACGCACGAUCAAUGAAGAGCAUCCCCAGACGGCCCUCCCUCUUCAAGAAUCGGGACACAGACAAGAAGGCUGGUGAUGGAAAAGGAGACCUGAGCGGCGUGCGGGGCGUUCCCAUCAAACAGAGCAUCCUAUGGAAGCGAAGCGGUAGCUCUCUGAAUAAGGAGUGGAAGAAGAAAUAUGUCACCCUGUCCAACAAUGGCACGCUGUCUUACCACUCCAGCUCCAGUGACUACACACAGAACAUACACGGAAAGGAAAUCGACCUGCUGCGUGUGACAGUAAAAGUUCCUGGGAAACGUCCUCCGAGAGCCGUCGCCCCUGUGGGCCCCUCACUUGCGCCCCCCGGCUCUGUACCUGGAGUUAACGGGCUGAGUAAGGAGCAGACAGCCGCUGAUAGCACUAGUACAGUUCCUCAGUUGUGUCCUGCCACCCUUUCUGUGGUUGAUGACCGGUCUGGUGGUUUGUCACCUCAAGGAGGAGACAGAGGACUUCAACGCUGCCCCUCCUCGUUGUCUGCCAAAGCGCAAAGUGUUGAUGCUCUUGAAGGGGCAGCAAGUCCUUUUGCUGGGAAAGACCCCGGCCAAUCAUCUCCUAUGAGCGACAGGAAGAAGAACAGGAGGAAGAAGAGUAUGAAUCAAAAAGGAGAUGCAGCAGUUGGGCAGGCUGAAGCCAAACGCAAAAUGUGGAAAUUAAAGAGCUUUGGUAGCUUGAGAAACAUUAAUAAGACAGAUGAAGAGAAUGCUGACUUUAUCAUAGUGACCUUCACCGGGCAGACGUGGCACUUCGAGGCUCAGAGUUUGGAGGAGAGGGACUCGUGGGUGUCAGCUAUAGAGAGCCAGAUCCUGGCCAGCCUGCAGUCCUGUGAGAGCGGCAGAAACAAGGCUCGGAGGAGCAGCCAGAGCGAGGCUGUAGCGCUGCAGGCAAUUCGCAACGCCAAGGGCAACAAUCUGUGCGUGGACUGUGAAGCACCAAAUCCCACCUGGGCCAGUCUCAACCUGGGUGCGCUGAUCUGCAUCGAGUGCUCAGGCAUCCAUCGGAACUUGGGGACUCACCUGUCUCGCGUUCGCUCGCUGGACCUGGACGACUGGCCCGGAGAGCUCACGCAAGUCCUAGCUGCCAUCGGAAACCACAUGGCAAACAGCAUCUGGGAGAGCUGCACCCAAGGCAGAACCAAACUCACACCUAAUGCAACACGUGAGGAGAGGGAGUCUUGGAUUCGCGCUAAGUAUGAACAACGGGCGUUUGUGGCGCCCCUUGAGCCAGCCUCGGGGCCCCGUCUUCCAGGGGAGGGUAUGCCGGUGUGGCUGCUGACUGCGGUGACUGAGAGAGAUCUGCCCAGACUCCUGGUCCUUCUGGCCCACAGCACCAAGGAACAGAUCAACGCUGAACUACCCGGGUCGACUUCACUGCCUCGCACAGCCCUGCACGCUGCUUGUCAGCUGGGGGAUGUAGUCAUGACCCAGCUGCUCGUCUGGUAUGGAAUCGAUGUCAAAGCGAAGGAUAACCAAGGCCAGACGGCUAUGAGGAUGGCCAGAAAGACAGGGAGCAAAGGCUGCAUUGAUAUUUUGCUCCAACACGGCUGCCCCAACGAGACGUCCCCCCCCACUGCCACACCCGUCCUCUCCCGCCGGUCCAGCACUGCCAGCCUGGGCCGAACCAGCUCCAGGAAGCGGGUGUCGUAGCGUGAACUGAAGAUGCUACCACACAGCAGCUGGUGACGACUGGAGGAUGCUUAUUAGUUAGAAACCUUUUAAAACAGGGAGACAGCUGACUUUGGAGAAUCUAUAACAAAAAUUACAGGACUAUAUCAUAGUACUAAGGAUUUAAAAAUGUUUCUGAAGACUGAACAACAUAUCAAGCAAUUUAAAAGCAAUAUUCAUUGAAUUUGUUGAUGACAGAUAUAUUGCUGAAAUACUGUGUUGUUGUCGACCUCGUUUUAAAAUGAAUCAAGUAGAACUUUGUAGUCGUCUUCUGUAAUUUUAGACCAGACACUUGAACUGUCUCUGUUUCACUUCCUCCAGAAGAAGUGCAAUAAUCCAGCUAUGGUGACGAAAAGCAAGAGGUUGUAGAGCGAGCUGUGUCGGGUGACUGGAUGGUCACUGUUGUGAGAGAAUCAGUGCAUCGAGAGGGUGCUGCUUUUAUUCAGAUUUGUUGUGACUGGACCAAAAGAGCAAUUAUUUUCUUUGGCUUUACAAACAAAACCUACAAUAUGUCAUGUUGUUAGUUAUGUGUGCCUGUCGCAGCAGUAUAAAGGUCAGCUUGGCCAAUAUAAACUGUUUUCCAGUGACAAAUCAGCUGAGAUUAUUCUGCUUAGACUAGAAAAAUGAAUAGUUUGGAAUAUGAAAUAUGUCAGUGUUACUCUUACAGGUCAAAGAUAUGGCAUUUUAAUAUUCUGUACAUGUAACUAUACUACAUAAUUAAUGUUAAACUCUGUAACGAAGACACAACUGAAAAAUCAAAGACUCAAUUUUGUAAAUGAUUUCUACUGGUAGUUUUGAAAGUAUGUCAAGUUUGUUUUUUCAUCAUCUCUCAUAAUUUCUUAUUCUCCUACACGUCAUGAAAGCAUAAGCCAGUAAACAAAUGCUUUAACAUUA
Micropterus dolomieu (smallmouth bass) is the source of this 4446-nucleotide messenger RNA. It is a transcript of the gene agap2, whose product is annotated as ArfGAP with GTPase domain, ankyrin repeat and PH domain 2. The record is from RefSeq and is a predicted model, not a curated record. The coding region runs from base 1 to 3534 and encodes 1177 amino acids. Gene Ontology annotation, molecular function: GTP binding; GTPase activator activity; GTPase activity. Lineage: Eukaryota; Metazoa; Chordata; Actinopteri; Centrarchiformes; Centrarchidae. Gene Ontology annotation, cellular component: nucleus. The transcript is spliced from 19 exons.